GAGAAGCUCAGCUCAGUUCUCAGCCAAGGUCCUUCCAGGCAAGAUGAAUCCUACCAGCUUCUUCCUCCUUACAUUGCUCCUGGUUCUGGUGACAGAACCAGCUGCAGGGAGACCCCGUGACAGAUUUUCACAAACAUCUGAAGACCAGUAUUCUGGUGAAACCUCUGAAUUGACCACAGCAGGGGGCGGCCGGAGCGAGAACUCAUGGAGUUCCUUUAAACCAAGCGAGAACUCAUGGAGUUCCUUUAAACCAAGCGAGAACUCAUGGAGUUCCUUUAAACCAAGCGAGAACUCAUGGAGUUCCUUUAAACCAAGCGAGAACUCAUGGAGUUCCUUUAAACCAAGAGAGAACUCAUGGAGUUCCUUUAAACCAAGAAGUCCCGAAUACAGCCGGAGCGAGAAUUCAUGGAGUUCCUUUAAACCAAGAAGUCCCCAAGGCAACACGAAUGAAGAAUCCUAUGAGGAAAAGAAGUAUAAACAAACUGGUGAUGGGGGUCCCCGUGACAAGACAAGUUUAUCUGCAGGGGAGCUAGAGCGGUCUUAUACAGGGAAAAAGCAAAGGCAACGGUUUGCACAAGAAGUAGGCAAUUGAUAUGGCUAUGGACCUGCUGAAGACCUGGACCAAUAUGAAGGAGCCGCCUUGUUUGAAUGAAGCCUGUGAUGUCUUCAGGACAGAAACUCCCAUAAAUGGAUUUCACUUACUUCUCAUACUUGUGUUUGGAGAUUCCUAAACCUAACAUUCAUUAAAAUACUUUCUUUCCAAUAAAAAGACAACAUUCUGCAUAAUUAA
Molecule: messenger RNA, 790 nt
Organism: Mesocricetus auratus (golden hamster)
Lineage: Eukaryota; Metazoa; Chordata; Mammalia; Rodentia; Cricetidae
Product: seminal vesicle secretory protein 6-like
Exons: 3
Coding region: 44-592 (182 amino acids)
Source: RefSeq, a predicted model, not a curated record